Molecule: messenger RNA, 2256 nt
Organism: Alternaria incomplexa
Lineage: Eukaryota; Fungi; Ascomycota; Dothideomycetes; Pleosporales; Pleosporaceae
Gene: STT3
Product: oligosaccharyl transferase stt3 subunit
Exons: 4
Coding region: 1-2256 (751 amino acids)
Biological process (GO): post-translational protein modification
Cellular component (GO): membrane
Molecular function (GO): dolichyl-diphosphooligosaccharide-protein glycotransferase activity
Source: RefSeq, a predicted model, not a curated record
AUGGCUGCCGCCGUAGAUGACGGGCAGCUGCUCAAGCAGGCGACUGGCCGCAACACUCGAGGCUUGCUCCGGGUGAUUAUCCUGUGCCUCAUCGCUGCCGCCGCCGUAAGCAGUCGUCUCUUCUCCGUCAUUCGCUUUGAGAGCAUCAUCCACGAGUUUGAUCCGUGGUUCAACUUCCGAGCGACGAAAUACUUGGUACAGAAUGGCUUCUACAGCUUCUGGGACUGGUUCGACGACCGAACAUGGCAUCCUCUUGGACGAGUCACGGGUGGUACUCUCUACCCCGGACUGAUGGUCACCAGCGGUGUCAUCUACCACGCCCUCCGCGCUCUCGCCAUGCCCGUCGACAUUCGAAACAUCUGUGUCCUCCUCGCGCCUGCCUUCUCAGGUCUUACCGCUCUCGCGACCUACCUCCUGACCUCCGAGAUGGUCCCGUCGCCCUCGGCCGGUCUGCUCGCCGCAGCCUUCAUGGGCAUCACCCCCGGCUACAUCUCGCGAUCCGUCGCAGGAAGUUACGAUAACGAGGCCAUUGCCAUCUUCCUGCUCGUCUUCACCUUCUUCCUGUGGAUCAAGGCAGUCAAGCUCGGAUCCAUGUUCUGGGGUGCAUUGACUGCGCUGUUCUACGGAUACAUGGUGUCAGCGUGGGGUGGAUACGUCUUCAUCACCAACUUGCUGCCCCUGCACGCUUUCGUCUUGAUCUGCAUGGGACGAUACAGCCCGAGGUUGUAUGUCAGCUAUACUUCGUGGUAUGCGCUUGGCACGCUUGCGAGUAUGCAGAUUCCCUUCGUCGGUUUCCUGCCCAUCCGCAGUAGCGAGCACAUGUCCGCGCUCGGUGUCUUUGGCCUCCUCCAGCUGGUGGCCUUUGUCGACUGGGUUCGCGCACAACUCCCCGGCAAGCAGUUCCAGACGCUGCUCCGCGCUCUGGUUCUGAGUGUCUUCCUCAUCGGUGUCGGAGGACUGGUGCUUCUUACCGUCUCUGGUGUUAUUGCGCCCUGGACUGGCCGUUUCUACUCGCUCUGGGACACCGGAUACGCCAAGAUUCACAUUCCCAUCAUCGCCUCCGUUUCCGAGCAUCAGCCUACCGCAUGGCCCGCUUUCUUCUUCGAUCUCAACAUGAUGAUCUGGCUCUUCCCCGCUGGUGUCUACCUGUGCUUCCGCACUUUGACCGACGAGCAGGUCUUCAUUGUCAUCUACGCUGUGCUCGCCAGUUACUUCGCUGGUGUCAUGGUCCGUCUCAUGCUCACUUUGACUCCCAUUGUCUGCGUUGCAUCGGCAAUCGCUUUCUCGCAGAUUCUCGACACCUACCUAGACGUCAAGACCCCCAAGCCCGUUACCGAGAACGGCAGCACCGAUACCGCUGCAGUCGCUGCUGCAGCUAUCCUUCCCGAGGGUCUCCGAUCUACACGCAACCCGCUCGUCGGCAUCUACUCGUAUGCCUCCAAGCUUACCGUCGCCGGAACCGCCGCCAUCUACCUCAUGCUGUUCGUUCUGCACUGCACAUGGGUCACUUCGAACGCCUACUCUUCGCCCUCCGUCGUGCUCGCAUCCAGACUUCCUGACGGUAGCCAACACAUCAUCGAUGACUACCGUGAGGCAUACUACUGGCUCAGGCAGAACACCCCUCAGAACGCCAAGAUCAUGUCGUGGUGGGACUACGGAUACCAGAUUGGUGGUAUGGCCGACCGCCCAACCCUUGUCGACAACAACACCUGGAACAACACGCACAUCGCUACCGUCGGUAAGGCUAUGAGCUCCAGGGAGGAGGUCAGCUACCCCAUCAUGCGUCAACACGAGGUUGAUUACGUACUGGUCGUCUUUGGUGGUCUACUUGGCUACUCUGGAGACGACAUCAACAAGUUCCUCUGGAUGGUCAGGAUUGCCGAGGGUAUCUGGCCCGAUGAGGUCAAGGAGCGCAACUUCUUCACCCCACGAGGCGAGUACCGUGUGGACGAGGAGGCCACCCCCACUAUGAAGAACAGCUUGAUGUACAAGAUGUCCUACUACAACUACAACGCGCUGUUCCCCGCCGGACAAGCCCAGGACCGCGUCCGUGGCGCGCGUCUUCCCGCACAAGGCCCCGAGCUCAGCACCAUCGAGGAGGCCUUUACCAGCGAGAACUGGAUCAUCAGGAUCUACAAGGUCAAGGAUCUUGACAACUUUGGUCGCGACCAUCAAAGCGCCGUAUCGUUCGACAAGGGCCACAAGAAGAAGCGGUCCACCAAGAGGAAGGGACCUAGGGUAUUGAGAGUUGAGUAG